This is a messenger RNA of Spirometra erinaceieuropaei, 1071 nucleotides long. Lineage: Eukaryota; Metazoa; Platyhelminthes; Cestoda; Diphyllobothriidea; Diphyllobothriidae. The record is from the annotation of a GenBank genome assembly.
AUGGAAUUAGCCUACUGGGAAUGCAGUCAAGCUGCCACAUCGACAGACGCCCUCUUCAUCAUCAGCGUCACCGUGAGUUUUGCAGGUCUGACCCUAAAUCUCUGUCUGUUGAUACUUUUAUGCUUUUUAAGUGGCAGAACAAGGACCUACCUGGUUCAUUUGCGGUCUCUGACAGUUGCCAUGGUCGUCUGUAGUUUCAUCGCUUUCCUCAAUCACGUCGUCCCCUACCAAUUUAUGCCAAAGGAUCCUAUCUUUGGUCGAAUUGUGUGCCACCUCUGGUCCAGUCGUUAUCUUUUUGACGCAAUUUACAUCUUUGGGGCCCUGAUUCUGAACUUCAUUGUGGGCAGCAGGGCAAUUCAGAUUACCUACGGAUAUCAGUACUCCUUCUCUCCUUCUCUGUUCACCGAUUUCACUUACGUGGGGAUUAUAGGCCUAAGUAGCGCCAUGAGUAUCCUGUGUCAGGCAUUUGCGGUGGAAUGGAAUGGUUUUCAUUGUACCUGCCGUGAAACGAACAUUCCUUACUGGCUCCUCGUGUCCUCCUACAUGGGCACGUUUGUUCGCUUCGGUCUGGCCGUAGUCAUCAGCCCCAUUAUCUUAGGCAUCUCCUGCUACAAGAUUGUCCAGUGGGUACGACAGACACCAGCAGGGGAACUUUUGGACACCUGGAACGGUCUGGUUCUUCCUGGGACUUCAGCGGAGCAGACGGUGGAACUACUUCGACCGCGUGGUUGGAUGACAGCAUCCAUGUGCACUGUACCCCUAUCAAUUAACUUUCUAGCCUUUAGUCUCUACAACACGACGUACCAGUUUAGCUGUGCAAUAGGGUUGUGCACGUUGGUAAUCAAUAGUGUGUCGGAUAGGGUUGGCACUCUGCUUCUUUACCAUCAAAUACUCCUCUCCCCAGUCAUCAUCGCCGUCUACAUUCCGGCGUUGCGAGGGCUAUGCAUGCGAGUCUGGAUGAGACUCAUCUCCAAGCUAACUGAGGAUGUAUCAAAAAUGACUCAAACUGAGAUAAGGGAUCAACACAUUCCCGAAGCAACGAGUGCUGAUAGAGGAUGCACUGUGCCAUGA